AUGAGUGCGCCCAAAGAACAGCCGCGAGGCGACGAAGAAGGGAAGGAGCAGCACGUGGUUGCUGCGCAGGCAGCGACGCAGGGGAAGGAAGGCGGCGAUGGCAGCGAUGGGGAGAAGAAGCAGGUGCGCGUGCUGACAACGGAGGAGGCUGCCAUGCUGGACGACGAUGAGUUCUUCAAGGCAUACAAGGAAGGCAGAAUACAACGGCGGCCAGGCCACUGGACGGAGGAAAACUUUGAGGAGGAAAUGGAGAAGCACCCGCUGUUCAUGACGCACGAGCCAACCAAGGAAGAAUAUGUGAACAACCCCCAUCUCUCUGCCCUGCAAGAGAUGUUUGCAGAACUGACGCCCAUUGAGCGUGCGGACCAUCACAAGACGCACGGCAAUGAGGCAUACAAGAAGGCAAGGGCAGCAGGCAAGAACAAGUAA
Salpingoeca rosetta is the source of this 429-nucleotide messenger RNA. RefSeq lists its product as uncharacterized. Bases 1 to 429 code for a protein of 142 amino acids. NCBI's taxonomy places the organism in Eukaryota, Choanoflagellata, Craspedida, Salpingoecidae. The transcript has 3 exons. The record is from RefSeq and is a predicted model, not a curated record.